Molecule: messenger RNA, 2057 nt
Organism: Amblyraja radiata (thorny skate)
Lineage: Eukaryota; Metazoa; Chordata; Chondrichthyes; Rajiformes; Rajidae
Gene: dmc1
Product: DNA meiotic recombinase 1
Exons: 13
Coding region: 1-1029 (342 amino acids)
Biological process (GO): mitotic recombination; DNA repair; DNA recombinase assembly
Cellular component (GO): nucleus; condensed nuclear chromosome
Molecular function (GO): DNA strand exchange activity; double-stranded DNA binding; ATP hydrolysis activity
Source: RefSeq, a predicted model, not a curated record
AUGAAGGCCAUUGGGGAUCAGGUGGUGGAGGAGGAAGUCAGUUUCCAGGAUGACGAGGAGUCAUUCUUCCAGGACAUUGAUCUCUUACAGAAGCAUGGCAUUAAUGUGGCUGACAUUAAGAAAAUGAAAACUGCUGGGAUCUGUACAGUGAAAGGGAUUCAGAUGACAACGCGAAAGGGACUGUGCAACAUUAAGGGUCUUUCUGAGGCUAAGGUUGAUAAAAUCAAGGAAGCAGCCAACAAACUAAUUGAGCCAGGAUUUCUUACUGCAUUCGAGUAUAGCGAAAAAAGGAAGACAGUGUUUCGCAUCACCACUGGCAGCCAAGAAUUCGAUAAAUUGUUGGGUGGAGGAAUUGAAAGCAUGGCAAUCACAGAAGCAUUUGGUGAAUUUAGAACUGGAAAGACACAGAUGUCACACACUUUCUGUGUGACUGCUCAGCUUCCUGGACCCAGUGGAUACUCUGGAGGAAAGGUGAUUUUCAUUGAUACAGAGAAUACCUUCCGCCCAGAUAGACUACGAGGAAUUGCUGAACGGUUUAAUGUGGAUCCAGAUGCAGUGCUGGAUAAUGUGCUCUAUGCACGUGCCUAUACUAGUGAACACCAAAUGGAAUUACUGGAUUAUGUAGCUGCCAAAUUCCACGAAGAGGGCGGAAUUUUCAAACUCUUGAUCAUAGAUUCAAUCAUGGCGCUUUUCCGAGUUGAUUUCAGUGGCCGUGGUGAGCUUGCAGAACGUCAGCAGAAACUGGCUCAGAUGCUUUCCCGCUUGCAGAAAAUCUCUGAAGAAUACAAUGUGGCCAUAUUUGUUUCCAACCAGAUGACUGCAGAUCCAGGAGCAACCAUGAGUUUCCAAGCAGAUCCAAAGAAACCAAUUGGUGGUCACAUUCUGGCUCAUGCAUCUACAACGAGGAUCAGUCUACGGAAAGGACGGGGUGAACUACGCAUUGCAAAAAUCUAUGAUAGCCCAGAUUUACCAGAGAAUGAAGCCACCUUUGCCAUUACUGCUGGAGGGAUUAAUGAUGCAAAGGAGUGAGACAUCCAGAACAGAGAUGAGCACAGCAUUUUAAGUUUUCUGAGUACUGGUGAAGAGACAGCUGUUUUGAAGUUAUUGUUUAAUUAUUAGAGUGUAGAAACUUAAAAAACGAUAAAUUACUUCAAUUUUAGAAAAGGAUAGCUGUGAAAGUUCCAGAUUUUUUGGAACAAUAUGUUUUGAUAUCAACCUUAUAUUUUAUCUCUAAACUCAAAAAAGAUUAGGCACUCUCAAAAUGUUGGUAAUAAAUCCCAUUGGGAUAGAGGCUAUGACAAUAUUGACAAAUAGGUAGAACUGCUGGUAAGUCUUUAUUGAUUUUGUAUGCAGAGUGGCAAAAUCUGAGUUCAAUGGAAUUGCAUAACGAGGUUUAAUUGAACGAAAACAUGGCAUGAAAUAAAUACACAUAUCUUUUGUGUUUUUAGUGUAGGCAGAGGUGUACAAUGCAACAAAGGAAGAGAUAGUUUGCAAUCUGAUGGGAUUACAAAAUCAAUUUCCAUUCUCUGCACAGACAUAGAAGGGCACAUUUAAUAUUUAUUUGACUAUAUAAAUAUGUAUAGCUUAAUGUUACAGAAAGCACUUACCGGUAAUUCAGGUAUCCCCUUCCUUCAUAAUUUCCGGAUUACCACAUUCUCAGCAGCAAAGCAUGCAACACAGAGGGAAAGCCUUUGUAGUUUCUGCAGUAGAUAGAUAUUGAUAAGCAGCUCGAACUCAAUUGAAUCUUGUAGUGGAGAUUUUCUUAUCAAAUAUCUGUUAAUGCACUCUCUUAAUGUAAUAAAUCUACUCACUAUGCCAAGCUAAUGAUAAACAUGCAGUGUGAAUUCUAUAAAAUGAUGCUUAGCUGAAAGAGAAUUACAUUUUAGAUUCAAAUGAUCAUUAGGAAGUCAUAGAAUUUUGCAGCGUAGAAUGAGUCCUUCAGCCCAAUUCAUCCAUGCCAACCAAGGUUCUAAGCAAGUAGGUGAACAUGAUUUUAAAAUUAGUGAAUGAAAUCUUUCUGAACAAGGACUGCCAACCAGAAUCACCACUCACACUUU